AUGGAGCAUGAACGCUCGCCUGAGGGCGAUCUGGGUCCCGAUCGGAAACGACGCCGUAAGGUCCUGUCGUGCUUGGAUUGCCGAAGGAGGAAAGUUCAGUGUGACAGGGCUCUUCCAGUGUGUGGACGAUGUGAGAAGGCUGGCAAGCCGUGCUCAUACGAAGACGAGGGCCCUUCUCAGCAAGCUUCCAUUGGACAGAGUGUUCCCUACAUUGCAAGGCAACAGUCUGUUACCGUGAGUAGAGACGUCUGGGAUGAUAUGUUCAACAAAGUCUUGCAUCAGGAGCGUAUGAUCGAGCGAUUGCAAGCUGCUCAAGCAAGUCCUGCAACCCCUGCAACAAUGUCAAUCGCGACACCUCAAUUGCAUGGAGUCGCUGAUACACCAGGCGGUGCCAGCGAUUCGGCUGCAAAGGAGAGAAUACUGUUUCGAGGCAAAGGAUUCAAAACUACGUUCUUUGGUCCAUCUGACCCUAGAAGCGCGAUGACACCUAGCGCUCAUAGCUUCUUCCGUGAAGAGGUAGCACGCAACCCAGAUCUCGUACGCUGCAGGAGAGAUGUACACAAGUUACGAGCAGUCAAAAAGACACUGGAUAGGCAAGAAGCGCGUUUGCCUCAUAAGCCUCUCACGGAAUACCUACCUGAACGAGUCAAGGUUAAUCUGCUUGUCGGAAUGUACUUCGAGAACGUCGACUGCACCUAUGCAAUUCUUCAUCAUCCCACUUUCCAUCGAGAGUAUGAAGAGAUGUGGCGAGAUCCGACCAAAGCAAAGCCUGGCUUCGUGGCCGUUGUACUCUUGAUGAUGGCUUGUUGUCAAUGUGUUGUGCGAGAGAAACAACUUUUCUACAAGGCCGACAGUCCACUUCCCCGUGAGACAGCCAUCGCGCUGAUCCAGGUAUGUGAGUCUUGGAUCGGCAAGUCGAGCCCAAAGCACACUGAUAUGGCUUGGUUUCAAGUACAAUGUCUGCUUCUCAUCGCAAAACAGACUCAACAAAUGAAGAUGAAGAGACGCUGGGUUGAUUCUGGCAAUUUGUUGAGAAUCGCCAUAUCCGCUGGCAUGCACAGGGACCCCGAGUUGCUGCAGAAGAAGACACUGUCUUCUGUUUUUGAGCAUGAGAUGCGAAGAAGGAUUUGGGCGUUCAUCGUUGAGUGGGACCUACAGACAUCUAUCGACAGAGGCAUGCCGGCGGUGUCGUUGGAUAUUGCAAGCGAUAUUGCUCCUCCUUCAAAUUUGCACGACACAGAUUUCGACGAAUCCACCACCGAUAUACGGACAUCUAGGCCUCUCACAGAGAUGACAAAGAUGACUUAUAUGUGUCUGUCAGCUCGAAGUCGAAGUCUAAGAAGGAAGAUUAUCACAAUGUUCAAUCAGCCUUUGCACCAGGUGUCAUAUGAUGAGGUGUUGGCUUAUACGCAAGAGCUCGAGCUUAGUCUGGCCUCGCUACCUGACUGGGUUGGAGACAGACUUCAAAAUCUGACAGCACACGAUCAAAGCAUUGCGCUCCUGCAUAUUCAACUGGAGCAAUUCCUACUCAUCCUGCAUGCACACGCAGCCCGCCAAGCAGUUACCAAAACACACAUUAAAUUCUCCAAGCAAGCUUUCAAAUCUGCCGCUGUUUCUAUUGUCAACAAAAUAUCCGAAUUGUCGGCCAAAGGCUUCAGAUUCUUGCUGAUGGCACGGGCGGACGUACAGAGAGUGUUCACCAAUACUUUGUCGCUGGGGAAUACUGACGAUAAGGAGAUCUCGACACAAGACCUACGCAAUCUGGUACAGCCAACUCUUGAACUUGCAGAGAAAGUCCUGUAUCUCUUUGAAGACAAAAUCUUACACACAGGCGGUAUUCAGUGGACGCACGCCUUCAUUGUGUACGACAUGGUCCUAUGCAGAAUUGACCCGCUCGGUCGCAAUAUGCCGUCUCGACCUGGCAGUGACAGGGUGUACAAUAUCUGCAAGAAGAUUGUGGACAGUCAAGACUCGGACUUCAUGGCAAAGGCGGAACCCCUAAAGGACUCUGUACCGACUCCUAAAAGAAACAAGGCCCGAUACGAGGAAGAGACGACCGUGUUCUCGGAGAAACUUGGCACGCAGCAGGUGACUCCUCUGAACGGAGACUUCGUGCCAGAUCUUGGCUUCUCCGACAUGCUCGACUGGAACUUUGAUGAUUGGAUGUUAUAUACUGACAUGCUCUGGUCGCCACAAAAUAUGCCUAUACCGGCCUUGUCUGGGCAAGUGUCACAUAGGUAG
Molecule: messenger RNA, 2241 nt
Organism: Aureobasidium subglaciale EXF-2481
Lineage: Eukaryota; Fungi; Ascomycota; Dothideomycetes; Dothideales; Saccotheciaceae
Exons: 2
Coding region: 1-2241 (746 amino acids)
Biological process (GO): regulation of transcription by RNA polymerase II; DNA-templated transcription
Cellular component (GO): nucleus
Molecular function (GO): RNA polymerase II cis-regulatory region sequence-specific DNA binding; zinc ion binding; DNA-binding transcription activator activity, RNA polymerase II-specific
Source: RefSeq, a predicted model, not a curated record